Triticum urartu is the source of this 3520-nucleotide messenger RNA. RefSeq lists its product as uncharacterized. Gene Ontology annotation, biological process: negative regulation of translation. Gene Ontology annotation, molecular function: rRNA N-glycosylase activity. NCBI's taxonomy places the organism in Eukaryota, Viridiplantae, Streptophyta, Magnoliopsida, Poales, Poaceae. The record is from RefSeq and is a predicted model, not a curated record.
UGGAUAUGAUCACUCAUAUUCUCAACUUUCAGACCUCCGGCAGCAUCUUCAACCUCAUUCCAUGAUUAUGUUGUGCAUGAUCACACAUCAUGUCAUCACCUCCCACAAGGUCUUUGGAUCCCAUUGUUUAAUAGGUCCAUGAACAACUGCACAACGGGCUUGAGCACUCCAAAUGCCCUCUCCACAUCCUUUCUAGCCCCUUAUUGUCUUUGGGCAACUUCUUGUCUCUGGGCAAAGUGAGCUCUUUUCAGACUAACUGGCUCAGAAAUGGUCUGGAGGAUAGAUAUCGUCGACCAGAUAGUAGACCAUAUUGUACUCAUGCAUGCUAAAUCCAGAGAUAUUGUGAUGCAAUUGUUUCAAGAAUGAUUGUGUGCUUCUUAACAUAGCCAUGGUAUUGCCUUCUAGAGCUUUUGAAAACUUCUUCCAUCUCCGGUUCAUGAAGUCAAGAAAUCUGAGCAUACCUAGCCACCCCCUUGCUUCGGACAUUGUCAUGAGCCUUUUAGUGUCUGCAAUAGUUGGUUGUCUCAAGUACUGAGGUCCAAACAUCUCGACCACCGCAGUAGCAAACCUCACGAUAGCGUCUCCCAAUGUGCUCUCAAACAUCCGGGGGUACUCGUCCCACGAGUGGCCGCGCCAUAGGCAAGCAUCCGCAAAGAAGCAAUGCACUUCUGGUAACCAGAGAAUCCAAUUCUUCCUAUGACAUCCUUCUUCAAUUAGUCAUUGUUGGACUGGACACCAUUGUAGGUGGAAGUGCGGGUGAAAAUUGUCUGAAUAGGGCAUCGGGGGCAAAUUAGUCGCCAAUGAGCGUCAAACGCUCCCGUGCCCUGUUUCGAUUGAGCAUCCUAUGACCCUUAUAGAUCCCUUAAAAUUGAGAACAUGAUCUUUCGCACACUCUGCGUCUGCUGGGACCUCCCACAUCAUCGUCGUUUUAUCCGCAUAAUCCUCCUCAUCGGACAACUCAACGUUGCGCUCGUAGAUGUACUUCAUAUCCAAAUCCAUUGCUUGAAAGAAGGGAGAUAGAUUGUCAAAAUUUUAGCAUGAGCAUUUCACCAAACACUUCCUGGGCAUGGUGAUCCCCACAGACGGCAUCGUACCUGCAUGGCGGGCAAACGAGAUAUGUGCAACUCCAGUGUAGGAAAAGUGGUGUGGCGAUCGGGUGGCGGCGGAUGUCACGGAAGUCCGGCAAGGGCUUGGCGGGCUCUCGAGGCGGUAAAACGACGACGUCGACCAGGGAGGAAGCUGAUGCGGAUAAAAGGGAAAGGGAUGGAUCCCCCGGUCCAGGUGUGGUUUUGGGUGGAUGCGGAUAAAAGGGAAAUGGAUGGAUCCCCUGAUUCGAGUGUGAUUUUGGGUGUUUUGGGUGAGCAGGGGUGUCGGAGUCCUACAUGACGAAGGUUCUGGACUCCUAUAGACUGUUCCACAGACUGCCUGAUGGUGUUGAAUGGAAGCUAUUUGAGGGGCCGCUUUGGAGAUGCCCUUGUACUGCAAUCUGAGCAGGGCAAAACAUUAGGGCGCCAAACUGGGAAGAUUUGAUAGUAUUACCUCUGCCUCCCUAAUGUAAAUGAGGGUCCCUUAUACUGCGUUUUAUUAUCUUAUUAUUAUAUUGCCUCUGCUCCCGGACGCCCCCACCCCCGGCAUCUCCAAAUCCCUGGACGCCCCCAACCCCGGCAUCUCCAAAGUCCAAAUCCCUAGCCUCCUUCCCCUCUCUCGCCGCCAGGAGCGCAGGAGGGAGUCGGUGAGCCGUGGCUGCACAUCGGCAAGCAGAGCAGGGGCCCGGGGAUGGGGAAGAAGAAGGGGAGGAGGCAGCACAGAGCAGCUUCAAAGAAACCAGACCGCGAUGGGGAUGAGUACUCGCAGGCCAGGCGGAGGGCUGAGGUCAAGGCGGCAGCCAAAGCCCAAGCAGUGCGACCUCAGAAGUUCUCUGAUAUCCCCAGGUACGAAAUCAAGACAGAUCUGACCAUACAAAAGCUACAGGCAUUCUUCACCAGAAGAAGGGGCCAUUUUAAUGAUGUUCGGUCGACUGCCCGUGGGACUGUUCCCGUCACCCCACCUCACCCAAAGAAGGUUGAUUCCUCAGAUGAUGAUGACAGUGAUGACGGUGAUGAGGAUGGAGUUGAGAACAUCAUUACUUAUCAUAUCGUGGUCUUCAUAAGUGUGAAUGGUACACUUGAGUCUUUGGUAACAGAUUAUGAUGGCUAUGUGGUCGCGUUUAGGCCACAACCAGAGGAGGAAGAUGACAAUAGUGGUUGGUUCUAUUUUGAGGUCGUCGAGUUGCCUGCCCAUCUUUUCGGUCAAGAUAACAUGAAGCUGACUUAUGGCUCAGGCUAUACAAGCCAGGAAGCCGUGGAGGUUGGUGAUGGUUUUUUGGACAGAAUGGUCGAGGUCUUGUUGGGAUUCAAUCAACAGAACUUUGAGGAGCAGAGCAAUGAGAGGCUAAGGAUGAUUGAGACGUUGAUGGUGUUUCUGGGGGAGGCCCAACGGCUCCCGAUCAUUCUGAGAUUUGUAAUCAUAAAUUUCAAGGCUCAACCCUGGGUGGCUCUGGGAUCAAUUCUUGCAAUGUGGACCAAUAACUGGUCGAAAGGCGGUAAUGCAACUCUGCAUGUGAUGCUUGCUUUGCUCGCGAAGGAGCUGCUGAAGGAUCUCGAAAGCAAAAAGGUCUCUGAGAGCAAGAAAGAUGCUUUAAAAAGAGAGACUGGCCUUAGAUUUGUAAAGGCCAAGAAUUUCCUGUCAAAGUUUGGUGCAGAAAAGGUCCCACUUACACAAGAAGAGCUUUUGAGAAGCAUACCUGAGAGGUUUUUGGACUUGAUGCCGGCAUGCUUCUUGGGUGGGAUGUGGAGGAUGCCCGAAGGGCUUGUAGAUGGUAAAAUACCCGAAGAACCUGUGUUUGGUGCUAAUGAACCAAAGAACACAUAUUCUCUUCCACUCUUGAUUAGCUAUUUCCAAUUGAUGAAGUAUGAGGUGAAUCUGGUGCCUCAGCUCAUUAUGCGUCAGGAUGGCUACAAGGAGGCACAUGAAGUGCUGAAGUAGUUCCUGGACAUUUCAUGGUCCGUUGGUUCCUUGGUGGAGGGAGGUGUGAUGAAGAAAAGGAGAGUUGAAACUUUCUUCAGACUUCAGUUGGUGAUCUGAACCAGCGGAAUUGCGGCGUAAUCUGGAGGCGUUUCUCUCCAAGUUUUUAUGCCUGGCUAAACCCAUUUUUCCAUGACAAAUUGACAAUGCUGGAGCUGAACUUGACUUGAAAGCUUGUGAAGUUCACCUACCUACUGCUCUCAUUUCUUAGUUUCUAGACUUGUGGAAACAAAGUCAAACCAUCAUAUUAUCAUUAGAUCUUGUGGCGGCCACUUUUCUUAACAUCAACUGUUGGCUUACAAACGGAGUACUGACACUUUUUUGGAUGUUACAAAUUUUUUGGUAGAAGCAAACGAGGGUCAGAAUAACUCUUGCUUCCCUUCAUGGCUUGGUCAUUUAUUUAAACAGCUCCUAGUUAUUGAUUUUAAUUUAGUAUUAUUCAUGGUUUGGCAUUGUA